Nycticebus coucang (slow loris) is the source of this 5930-nucleotide messenger RNA. RefSeq names its product SMAD specific E3 ubiquitin protein ligase 1 (gene SMURF1). NCBI's taxonomy places the organism in Eukaryota, Metazoa, Chordata, Mammalia, Primates, Lorisidae. The transcript is spliced from 19 exons. The record is from RefSeq and is a predicted model, not a curated record. Gene Ontology annotation, molecular function: protein binding; ubiquitin protein ligase activity. Bases 317 to 2590 code for a protein of 757 amino acids. Gene Ontology annotation, biological process: negative regulation of BMP signaling pathway; ubiquitin-dependent protein catabolic process.
CUCCGGGAGGCGGCGGCGGCGGAAGCGGCUAGGGCGGCGGGCGUCCGGCUCUGAGGUGGAGGCGGCAGCGGCAGCGGCGGCUUGGGAGUGGGCUCGGCUAGGAGGAGCGAGGGUCGGGGCGCUGCUGAGAACGCCAGUCCCCCGGCUCGACCCUCUGCCCACUGCCCGGACGCCUGGGCCGCGGAGUUUGUGUCCCGGCUCGGACCCCGGCGCCCAGCCCGGAGCCGUAACCUUGAGGCGGCGGCGGCGGGGCCGGGCCGGGCCGGGCCGGGGGGCGGCGGCACUGGAUCCACGGCUGCCCGAUCGCUGGCGGGAGAUGUCGAACCCCGGGACGCGCAGGAACGGCUCCAGCAUCAAGAUUCGUCUGACAGUAUUAUGUGCCAAGAACCUUGCAAAGAAAGACUUCUUCAGACUCCCUGACCCCUUUGCAAAGAUUGUUGUGGAUGGGUCUGGACAGUGCCACUCAACCGACACUGUGAAAAACACAUUGGACCCAAAGUGGAACCAGCACUAUGAUCUGUAUGUUGGGAAAACUGAUUCUAUAACCAUCAGUGUGUGGAACCACAAGAAAAUUCACAAGAAACAGGGAGCCGGUUUUCUGGGCUGCGUGCGGUUACUUUCCAAUGCCAUCAGCAGAUUAAAAGAUACUGGAUACCAGCGUUUGGAUCUAUGCAAACUAAAUGCCUCAGAUACUGAUGCAGUUCGUGGCCAAAUAGUGGUAAGUUUACAGACUCGAGACAGAAUAGGCACUGGAGGCCCAGUGGUGGACUGCAGAGGACUGUUAGAAAAUGAAGGAACUGUGUAUGAGGACUCAGGGCCGGGAAGGCCGCUCAGCUGCUUCAUGGAGGAACCAGCCCCUUACACAGACAGUACCGGUGCUGCUGCUGGUGGAGGGAUUUGUAGGUUCGUGGAGUCCCCAAGUCAAGAUCAAAGACUUCAGGCACAGCGACUUCGAAAUCCUGAGGUGCGAGGUUCAUUACAGACACCUCAGAACCGACCACAUGGCCACCAGUCCCCUGAACUGCCAGAAGGCUAUGAACAAAGAACAACAGUACAGGGGCAAGUUUACUUUUUGCACACACAGACUGGAGUUAGCACAUGGCACGACCCCAGGAUACCAAGUCCCUUGGGGACCCUUCCUGGGGGAGAUGAAGCUUUUCUAUACGAAUUUCUUCUACAAGGCCAUACAUCUGAGCCCAGAGACCUUAACAGUGUGAAUUGUGAUGAACUUGGACCACUGCCACCAGGUUGGGAAGUCAGAAGCACAGUUUCUGGAAGAAUAUAUUUUGUAGAUCAUAAUAACCGAACUACCCAGUUUACAGAUCCGAGGUUACACCACAUCAUGAAUCACCAGUGCCAACUCAAGGAGCCCAGCCAGCCGCUGCCCCUGCCUAGCGAAGGCUCUCUGGAAGAUGAGGAACUUCCUGCCCAGAGAUACGAACGAGAUUUAGUCCAGAAACUAAAGGUCCUCAGACAUGAAUUAUCACUUCAGCAGCCCCAAGCUGGACAUUGCCGCAUUGAAGUAUCCAGAGAAGAAAUAUUUGAGGAGUCUUACCGCCAGAUAAUGAAGAUGCGACCAAAAGACUUGAAAAAGCGACUAAUGGUGAAAUUUCGUGGAGAAGAAGGUUUGGAUUAUGGUGGAGUGGCAAGAGAGUGGCUUUAUUUAUUGUGCCAUGAGAUGUUGAAUCCAUAUUAUGGCCUCUUCCAGUAUUCCACGGACAAUAUUUACAUGUUGCAAAUCAACCCAGAUUCUUCAAUCAACCCUGACCACUUGUCUUAUUUCCACUUUGUGGGUCGGAUCAUGGGGCUGGCUGUGUUCCAUGGACACUACAUCAAUGGGGGCUUCACAGUGCCCUUCUAUAAGCAGCUGCUGGGGAAGCCCAUCCAGCUCUCAGAUUUGGAAUCCGUGGAUCCAGAGCUGCAUAAGAGCUUAGUGUGGAUUCUAGAGAACGAUAUCACCCCAGUGCUGGACCACACUUUUUGCGUGGAACACAAUGCUUUUGGGAGGAUUCUUCAGCAUGAACUGAAACCCAAUGGUAGAAAUGUGCCCGUCACAGAGGAGAACAAGAAAGAAUAUGUUCGGUUAUAUGUAAAUUGGAGGUUUAUGAGAGGAAUCGAAGCCCAGUUUUUAGCUCUUCAGAAAGGGUUCAAUGAGCUCAUUCCUCAACACCUACUGAAGCCUUUUGACCAGAAGGAACUAGAGUUGAUAAUAGGCGGCCUGGAUAAAAUAGACUUGAAUGACUGGAAGUCAAACACGCGACUGAAGCACUGUGUGGCUGACAGCAACAUCGUCAGGUGGUUCUGGCAAGCAGUGGAGACGUUUGAUGAAGAAAGGAGGGCCCGGCUCCUACAGUUUGUGACUGGAUCUACAAGAGUCCCUCUCCAAGGCUUCAAGGCUUUGCAAGGUUCUACAGGCGCGGCAGGGCCCCGGCUCUUCACCAUCCACCUGAUAGAUGCAAAUACAGACAACCUUCCGAAGGCCCACACCUGCUUUAACCGGAUUGACAUCCCACCUUAUGAAUCCUAUGAGAAACUCUACGAGAAGCUGCUGACAGCGGUGGAGGAGACCUGUGGGUUUGCUGUAGAGUGAAGAGCAACCAAAGGCAACAGAGUCUAGCUCAUGACCACCAGACCAAAAGCAUAUAGCUUCUGUGUGCCUCCCACAAAGCUGGCUGAGGCCCUGGAAUUCUGGAUUAUCUGAGGGAAAAGGGUUGUCUGCCUCCUUUUAUUAGAGGAGGGGGACAGGAGACUUUCAUUGGUGGCUCCUACCCAUAUAUCCCUCCUUUUGUUAUAGUACUCCCAACCCCCUUCCAUCACCCAUCCAAUAAAAUGUAGCCAGGGUUAGCCUUUGGCCUCAGUUACACAGAUAGUCUGCAGUUGCAACCCAUGUGGUGAUAAGGCUCACAGUCCUGUGUACUUUACAGGAGCAUCAACCAACCCACAGUUAGGGGACUGAGCCAGGCUUACUGAGGGUUUGGAACUGGUAGCAAUACCAGUUUUUCCAUCUCAAAACAAUCCUCAGGCCCUCUUCACAUUCAGAAGCUACUGGAAAUCUUACCAGAGCUCAGAUUGCAAAUUUUACAUCCUUGAAGCCUAUUCUGGGUAGCAGAUUGGUUUCUAACUGAAAAAUAACUGUAUAUUAUACACUUAGUGGAAUUCUACCACAGCAGGAAACUUGAGUCAAAAUGUUUUUCCCCUUUGAAAGGUGAAGGAAUUAGACCAGCUUUUACUGGAGGCCCAGGGAUUUUGUUUGUUUUGUUUUGGUUUUGGUUUUGGUUUUUUCAGGGUAUCCUGGCUGGAAAUUUUGUUUUACACAAAGAAAAAUGAUCUUUUCUUUUUAAGGGUCCCUUUUGCUGCAUUAUCUAUCCAGUUUGACAUUUUUUUUUUCCGGUGAAAACACCAAGUAACAAAGUUUACAAAAAGAACAGACUCAGACCAGCCCCAGAGCCAGUCAGUCCCAAAGCUGUGACUCUUGUGCCACCAUUGUAUGUAGAGAAACAUUGACUGUGUCACUGAAAUGUAUUAACAAACUAUGCUACAGUAAUUGCUGAGAGCUAAACUAACAUAACAAAAUUCUGUGAUCAUAGCUGCUGGGUUGGUGUGAACUCAAAGCAAGGGGGGAAGAGUCAUCUCAGGGUCAUAAAUUUACCCAAAGUGUUCUUGUUUUACAAGAAGUAAGGCAUGGAUUCAAACCUAUGACCUCAGAGAGGACAACUCCACACUGACUUGUUUGGCUCUUUCCCCAAGAGCGGAUGGUGACACUAACAACCAGAUUCACUUGCCCAAAUGUUUAUAUAUGAUGAAGAAGGCCAAAGCAAGCUUAGACUCGAAGUUUCUAACACCAUUUCCAGUUCACACAAAAGUUCAAACAGUAUUUUAUUUUAAACAAAGUGGCUUGAUUUCAGAUAGCCAGAUUUUGGGAAAAAGCAGCAGCAGCAACAAAUUUUCCUGUUUGGUUUGUUGUUGUUGUUUUUGUUUUGGGGUGGGGGUGAGUACAGAGUAAUCCACUAGCAAGACAUUUCACUGCUUUUGAAGUCUCUAAGCGAUGGGAUCCAGCUCUGAGUCUGGGGAUGGCCUAAGAAGAACCUUUUGAACAACUGUUUUUAUCUGUUCUUUUUUGUUACUGUUACCUGUAGACCUCCGUGGUGGCUGUGAAGGAUACUUACCCUGCUGUGGCUCCUUUGCCUGCCCCAGAAGCAGUUUGUGGUCUGAUGUGGGGAAUGCUUAGUUAUCACAGGUCAUAGACUCUCCCCCUAACAAGAGGCUUGCCCGUUUGAUGUGCCGGGAGCUGUGAGAGCGCCACAUUUCUGGGCCGCUGAGGUUCUGGGAUAGACUGGCAGCAAGAGGAAAGUUUAAUCCAUUCAAAAAGUCCAGGCCAAAUUGGGCUUAUUCUCUUGCACAAAUUCUUCCUUGUCCCAGUUGGGCUCAUCCUUUGUCUCAUUCAUAAUGAUGCUUUCUGAGGUUGUUCUAGAAACUGGUUCCCCGGUGAGUCUAUCCAGUCUUCCCUUAAUCUUCCUCUUGAAGGUGAGGAAGUAAAAAUGAUAGACCUCCCCCAGAGUGUCUGCUCUCUAACUUGAGUCUAAACCAUGGGAGGCAUAAGAGACAGCCAACAGAGAACUGACGCUGUCUCCAGAAUGAGGUCAGAAGCACUGCCUGAUUUUCCUGGUGGUGUUACCCAAAAUCUUCAGUAAUUAGGAAGGAAACCAGGGUCUUGUGGUUUAAAAGAUUUUGAAGCAGGAAUGUUGCAUUUGACGCCUUUAAAACUACCUUCUUGCUGUUGGGAGGAGCUGGGUGCGGGCCUUAGAAGCCACAUCCGCCAGCCCCAUGCCGGUAGGUGCUGCCUCUUGUGGGUCAGUGUCACUUCAUCCAAAGUCCAGAGGGUUGUGUCCUGGGGCCUCUUUGGCAGACACAUGAGUUCCCAUCCCAUACAGGCCUCAUCUCUGCUUUUCUACUUGCACUGGCGUGUGGGUUUGCUGCCUCUUUCUUGGGCACCGCCAUAGCUGUGUGAGUGUCGCAGACAUUUUAGAGCUCCAGUUCACUCUUCCCAAACAGGCCUCUCUGUCAGUGGCAUUGUAUUUCUGGAACCUUAAAUACCUAUAAUGGUUUGGUCUUUUUAAACCACCCCAAAGAACACAAGGUGGCAAGCAAAUGGUAAAAGCUCCCGAUUGCUCCACUUUGGUCCACGUGAAGCCCAUUCACGUGUGAUGUUGUUCAUUGCCUCUGUUGGUGGUCCCAGACGACCCACCCACUUUCCCUUGCCCCUCUGCCCAGAUGCUUCAGGGGCAUGACUUUGCAGGCUUGUCCUCACCAGCGGUCAUCAGCCGACACUCAGGGAUGUAGCAAACCACCCCUCUGCCAGUGCUUCCGUAGGAAAGGCCAGGGCUGCCUGGGGUGCUUGGGGUAACAGGGAACAGCUCUCUUGAGUUCUGAAGGAGGAUCUGCCACCAGAUCAAGCUUUGACCCCUCAGCUUUGUUCAGCUGUAUGGUUCAAAUUCAGGCUAGGCGGUCAUCAAAUCUGACAUGUCAGGAAUGGCCUGCAGAGAAAAUGCUGCCCCAUCCCACCUGCAGCCAGGUGUGUGCCGCACGGCAGCCUUCCCGAAACAUAGUAUGAAUUUUUAAAGUUUGUUUAUUUUUGUUUCUCAACCACUUUAUAAUGUAUUUUUUAAUUUAUUUUGUAAUGUCUUGUUUUUAAGUAUUGCUGCUAUCCUUGUUAUUCUUCCCACUGUUUUUAUUGCUGAUUUAUUUUGUGGAAGUUGUACACUAAUGUCCUGUUUUAUGUCAAAAUCAAAAGUAUUUAAAGAAAUACUAGUUCUAUUUAAUGUGGUUAUGGAACCAGCUGGGAACACAAAACAAACAGCGAUUGUACAGCAGGCUGGACCCAGGAGGUCAGGUUCAUUUUGUUACAUAUGCAAUAAACUCACGACUUUACA